AUGGCCGUGCGGUGCGGUGCGGUGUGCCCGCCUGGACGGCUUCCAAAUGCUGUUAAUAGCUUGGCUGGUCUGGACAGCUUUAAUAACCCUCAACUGCGAAGUAACCAACAUUUCUUUAUUUUCCCUUUUGUGAUUCCAGAUGCACCCUCCACCGAGCAACAGGAACUUUUCAAUCAGAAGCUCCGGCAGUGCUGCAUGCUCUUUGACUUCAUUGACUCGGUGACGGAGAUGAAGAGCAAGGAGAUCAAGAGGGCCACACUGAAUGAGCUGGUGGACUAUGUGUCCACCAACAGAGGUGUCCUGGUGGAGUCUGCGUACCCUGAGAUCACCAACAUGAUCACCACUAACAUUUUCCGUACACUUGCACCGAGUGACAACCCAGAUUUUGACCCAGAGGAGGAUGAACCCACUCUAGAAGCUUCAUGGCCUCAUAUCCAACUUGUCUACGAGUUCCUUCUGCGCUUUCUUGAGAAUCCAGACUUCCAGCCCAGCAUUGCAAAGCGCUACAUUGAUCAGAAGUUUGUACUUCAGCUCCUGGAGCUGUUUGACAGCGAGGAUCCAAGGGAGAGGGACUUCCUGAAGACCAUCUUGCACCGGAUUUAUGGGAAGUUCCUGGGGCUUCGGGCCUUCAUCCGGAAGCAGAUUAACAACAUCUUCUUGCGGUUCAUCUAUGAGACUGAACAUUUCAAUGGCGUCGCUGAACUCUUAGAAAUCCUGGGAAGCAUCAUCAAUGGCUUUGCGCUACCUUUGAAGGCGGAGCAUAAACAGUUUCUAAUGAAGGUGCUCAUCCCGUUACACACGGCAAAAGGACUGGCCCUCUUUCACGCGCAGCUGGCCUACUGUGUUGUCCAGUUCUUGGAAAAGGAUCCCACGCUCACUGAACCGGUGAUCCGAGGCCUGCUGAAGUUUUGGCCCAAGACGUGCAGCCAGAAAGAGGUGAUGUUCCUGGGUGAGAUUGAGGAGAUUCUGGAUGUCAUUGAGCCUACACAGUUUAAGAAAAUCCAGGAGCCUUUGUUCAAGCAGAUCUCCAAAUGUGUGGCCAAUCCCCACUUUCAGGUAGCGGAGCGAGCACUGUACUUCUGGAAUAACGAGUAUAUCCUCAGCCUCAUCGAGGAGAACAUCGACAAGAUCCUCCCCGUCAUGUUUGGAAGCCUGUACCGGAUCUCCAAAGAGCACUGGAAUCCGACCAUUGUAGCUCUGGUCUACAACGUACUGAAGACACUGAUGGAGAUGAACUGUACUCUCUUUGAUGAGUUAACCUCCUCAUAUAAGUCAGACCGCCAACGGGAGAAGAAGAAGGAGCAAGAGCGCGACGAGCUUUGGAGGAAGCUUGAGGAACUGAGGCUCAGCAACACCAAGCUGGAGCCCAACAACAGCCACAAGCUUCUGAGUCUGCAAAACAACAACAAGAAUAGCAAUAACAACAAUCAGGACAAGGUCGCCGACGAUGUUGACCUGUACGGCGGCCAGUGAGAGAGAGAGAGAGAGAGAAACCCACGUGCCAAAACGACACCACACUCCCGCUUUUAGCAAUCUGGUUGGCGCUGUGACUUGUCAGGAGAGGACGAACAAAGAUGGGAGACAAACCACACCUCAUUUUAUAAAACAACUCUGAGUGACUUCAAAGGCCUCACGGAAAACAAGGUUUGAUGUUAGCGCGCGUCAGCAGCAGUAUAUAUAAAUAUAAAUAUAUAUAUAUUGUUGUUUUGUCCGCUCUUGUAUUCAAUGUUUUGUGCUGCGGCGGCGGAGAGACAAUUACGACUUGAAUUCAGCAUUUCAGAUUGUUGCCGCGACAAGAUGAAUAGUUCAACAAAGAUGUCUAUUUUGUAACGUUCCGCGUCGUCGCUGCCAACCUUAGUUACGGGGGGCAGGGGGGAGGGAGUGAGGCAGAUGGGGGACCAGCUCUAACUAAAUCCUACAGUCAUAGAGACAGAUGGAUCACAAUCAAUAUAGCAAUCUAAUAACACACCUGUACCUCGGUUUUCGUUGGCAAUCCGAUCCAAAUUACCCAGCAAAAGAUUUACCCCUAAGAAAUCCGAUCUAUUUUACAGAGAAUGAUUAUAGUUUUACAUGUAGAGAACAAUGCGAAAUACAUAUAUAAUCGAUGUGGAAAUGAACAAUAAACGUGACUUUAUUGAAGACAAAGAAACAGUACCUACGACUUCUUUCAUGAACUCUAUCGCGUUCCGUACCUUUUUUAUCAAAGUGCUGGCACUCGCAACUUUCUUCGGCCCCAUGUUGGCUCACUUUGCGGCCGUAGUCAAUAAAAAGAAUGUUUGUUCGGGCACUUGAGUCCGCACAACGAUUUCGAAUAUUUUGGCGAAAACUGAGGUACCACAUUUGGAGUCGAAUCAUCCUCACAUUUAGUUUUACAUUUCAGGUAUUUUUAACUUUUUUUAACGGAGGUGUCCCCGUGACAAGUAUUUACACUGAAGUAUUGACGCAGGGCUCUUUCAAUUGGACACGUUUGGCCACGUCUUUCAGUUAAACACGACUUACCAGCUGUUGGCUGAGCAUGAAGCCCGGAAGCAAAGUGGAACCUCUCCCAAACACCAGGGCGUCCGUGGCUUCAGCCUCCGACGCCGCCGUUCACUCCGCGGACGCGUUUCCGAUCGACUCCGGCGAGGGAAGCAGAGUAUUUUUUUUUUUUUUAAACUUAAAAUGAUUUCUGUACAAAAGAAAAUAGAUGCAAAAACGAGACACACAGUACUCUAUUUUUCCAAAGUGAAUAUUUAGUUUUUUUGCAAAAGGACAAAGACGGCGGGAUGGCGGCUGUAUGGGCUGGAUUGUACAGUGUAUUUUGUAGAGUGCUCUUAUAUGUAAGCUGGUAGGAAUUAUCGGACGGGGAACAUGUAUGAUCCGUGUCUGCUCCGUUUUAAAUGUAUCGAUUAAAAUGUACAGUAAGUUACAGGUGACCCUGUGAGCGAUACGUUUGAAUUCCGCCAUCAUGUCAAGCUAAUGAGAGUUUGUCAUGUUAUCAUGUAUAGGGAGGGAGGGCCUUUAUUUAACAUGCUCCAUUGGAAGGGGCGAAAGGGUUGAUUCAUUACUAUAUAUUCCAUAUUAAGAUCUUAUUCUUGAUCCGUCUUCUUCACAGUCGCGCUGUAUAUGUGCAGGAGCAGGUCAAAAAGUUUAUUUUCAAGGCGUAUUGAGAAAACAAACUCGACUGCUCAACACUCUUUACCUCCAGUCUUAAUAACCUCAGAUAGUUUUCACCGGGAACUGUUCAUCUUCUACUCACCCUAUUUAGAUCCUAGGAACCGCGUUAUGUUGUAUUUGUUUUAGUUCCGCUUCCUCUGAUGCCUUUCUGUCAGUACAUCAUUCCAAAUGUCUGUAAUGUGGGCUUGUUUUAUUUUUGGACGAGGGAUGAGAAGCUGUUUUGUAAUCAGAUAGAUUUUACCAGGGUUUCUUCAUCAAAUAAAGUCUACUCUAUCUUUCUA
Nerophis ophidion (straightnose pipefish) is the source of this 3437-nucleotide messenger RNA. Its product is annotated as serine/threonine-protein phosphatase 2A 56 kDa regulatory subunit alpha isoform-like. The record is from RefSeq and is a predicted model, not a curated record. NCBI's taxonomy places the organism in Eukaryota, Metazoa, Chordata, Actinopteri, Syngnathiformes, Syngnathidae. Gene Ontology annotation, cellular component: nucleus; protein phosphatase type 2A complex; cytosol. The coding region runs from base 1 to 1473 and encodes 490 amino acids. Gene Ontology annotation, molecular function: protein phosphatase activator activity. Gene Ontology annotation, biological process: protein dephosphorylation; signal transduction. The transcript has 13 exons.